CACUUCCGGGACUGUCAGUGGCAGGGUAGAGACGGCCAUGGCAGGGAAUAGCUGCGAGUUGAAUGGGAGUGGGAUCCCGGUUUGUAGAAGCUGCGCCGCUCCCGGGGUGUCCAAGUGGGUCCGGCUGAACGUAGGAGGGACGUGCUUCCUGACGACGCGGCAAACCCUGUGCAGGGACCCCAAAUCCUUCCUGUAUCGGCUGUGCCAGGCGGACCCGGACCUGGACUCGGAUAAGGAUGAAACGGGAGCAUAUCUAAUAGACAGAGACCCUACAUACUUUGGGCCAGUAUUGAACUAUUUGAGACACGGAAAACUUGUGAUAAACAGAGACCUAGCAGAAGAAGGUGUUCUGGAAGAAGCAGAAUUCUAUAACAUCACAUCGUUAAUUAAAUUAGUUAAGGACAGAAUACGGGAAAGAGACAGCAAAACAUCACAGGUGCCAAUUAAACAUGUCUAUAGAGUGCUUCAGUGUCAAGAGGAAGAACUGACGCAAAUGGUUUCAACAAUGUCUGAUGGAUGGAAAUUUGAACAGUUGGUCAGUAUUGGCUCUUCCUACAACUACGGAAACGAAGAUCAGGCAGAGUUUUUGUGUGUUGUGUCAAAAGAGCUACAAAAUACCCAAUAUGGCACAACAAGCGAGCCAAGUGAAAAAGCAAAGAUUUUGCAAGAAAGAGGGUCAAGAAUGUGAAGAAUGUUUUUUUUUUUUUUUUUGUUUUGUUUUUUUUAAACAAACUAUUUCAAGCAAAACAUUGACAAGAUGCAAAGAAUUUCCAUGUGGAGGAGCCAAGCGAGGGGGGAGAUCUGCUUUAGCUAACAUAGUAUAGUGGCCGUUUUGAGAACAUAUCCUUGAACGGAUCCUUAAAACCUUAAUAACAGGAAUGAGUUCAAAAAUAGAAAAAAAAAAUAGGUUUUACAGAUGCAAAACUUUGCGUUCUAAUGCUUCUGGUGACUUAACAAUUGUGUGGGAUUUUUUUUUUUUUUUUUUUUCUUGCAAAGUUGUAUAAACCUUGGGCUGACCCACACGAACUGUCUUGGCGCUAUAUCAAAAGUGUAUAAUAAUUGGCAUAACUGACAGGCUUUACAGUUAUUGUAUGGCCCAUAACACCCAUGUUACAGACACUAACCAGGCCAGCUACUGGCACAAUUUGUUUUUGCUAAUUAAAGCAUUACUGACUAUAAGGCAACUUGUUGCAGAUGAAAUAACUAAGCCAUGUCAAUGUUCACAUAUUCUAACAAGGCCUCAUUUUAUUAAGGGAAGAGAAAAGCAUGACCAACUUAUUUUGCACUUAUCUAUUGCUGCAAAAAAUGUUUUUAUAUAGAGAGAACUGCUUUUCUCAAAAUGGAAAUAUGCGAAGCUCCAGUCAAGUGGCAUUUUUCUCAGUUUGUUUUUAAUUUUCUUCCUUAAACUAACUUAUGGGUGAUGGAUGUAGCUUUUCUUCACGUAGAGUAAUGAUGAUUUUGGGUCCUGGCUAAGGGCCCUUACUCAUGGGCGUUUGAAGCUGCGCCCCCCCCCUGCAUUCCGGUUUUAUACGUUCAGCCGCAUGGGAGUGCAGAAGUAGAAUUCUUUUCAAUGCGGCUGCACUCACACAGACGCAUGUAAGCGCCGAACGCAGGUUGGGACGCAGCAUGUUGCAUUUUUCCUACGUUCGUCGCUUACAUGCGUCCGCAUUGAAAAGAAUUAAGCGCAUCUACUCCUGCGCUCCCCUGCAGCUGAAUGCAUAAAACUGGAACGCAGGGGAGCGCAGCUUUAAACGCCCGUAGCAUGUUUUGCCCGAGAUUGGAUAAAUAGUUCGAAUUAUCGGAUGUCUUAGUAAGUAUUUAUUAAGGCAGCUGUGUGUACAUCAUACACUCC
Xenopus laevis (African clawed frog) is the source of this 1852-nucleotide messenger RNA. RefSeq names its product potassium channel tetramerization domain containing 2 S homeolog (gene kctd2.S). NCBI's taxonomy places the organism in Eukaryota, Metazoa, Chordata, Amphibia, Anura, Pipidae. Gene Ontology annotation, molecular function: cullin family protein binding. Gene Ontology annotation, cellular component: Cul3-RING ubiquitin ligase complex; cytoplasm. Gene Ontology annotation, biological process: protein homooligomerization; proteasome-mediated ubiquitin-dependent protein catabolic process. The record is from RefSeq and is marked provisional.